Messenger RNA from Saprolegnia diclina VS20, 2005 nucleotides. RefSeq lists its product as hypothetical. NCBI's taxonomy places the organism in Eukaryota, Oomycota, Saprolegniomycetes, Saprolegniales, Saprolegniaceae. Bases 44 to 1927 code for a protein of 627 amino acids. The record is from RefSeq and is a predicted model, not a curated record. The transcript has a single exon.
UUUAGAGUCGGCAAAACGUCUUGGCGACACAAGCGGUGCAGCGAUGGUUCAGCGCAUUGCGCCGUUGCCCGACCUCAUCGCGCCGCGGCCUCGGCAGCGCUACCGCCAAGGACUCGUGCUGGCACUGCUCUACUUGGUCUUUGCGACGCUCGUGGCCGUCUGCACGCGCAAGCUGAGCUCGCUCGCCAACACGACAGUCUUUAUGGGGCUCAACACGGCCACGUAUACGACCAACAAGUUUGCGAUUCCGAUCACCGUGCUCCUACAAGGGACGACGACGUUGCACCUCUCGGCGUCGCUGCCGUUCGACGCCAAGCUCUCGCUGAGCACGCUCGUGUACGCGACGUGUGGGAAGCGCAACACGACGUGCGCCAACGGCUUCCAAAGUACGAGCAACCAACUAUGGGGCCAUGUGGCCAAAGCCCUCACGCUCAUCCCAAAUUUUGACGACCCCGUCUUCCAGGACCCGACGCUGACCGUCACGAUCCAGCACAUCAACAACAUGAGUGGCUGGAACAAACCGAUGGUGCAGAUCUCGAUUCCCGGCCACGCCAUGGCCGUCACGUGCAUGAUCAAGCGAGCGACCUUUUACCGGUCGUCUGCGCCGCCGUCGACGGCCGAGGUCGACUCGAUCGCGUUUUGCUCGACGCGCAAGUAUGACCCAAACUGGAUCUGCGAAAACGACGCUGCUUUGGACGCCAACACGUACGCGAUCCGCGCCAGCCAAGGCAAGGCCACGUACCUGGGUGUCGCGCCGCGCCGCGAAGUCUACUUGAACCCAAACUACCUCGCGACGUUCCGAAAUGGCGCGACCGCGAUGCGGCUCACGACCCUGACGUUCUUUGACGAGUACGAGCGCGGGAUUCUGCGGACGCUCGCGCCGUGGGACGUGCUGCCCGAGUCGAGCUGCGCCUCGCUGAACGUCGAGACCGGUCUUGGCUGGCUGCUGCACACGCAGGGAUUGGUGACGAUGGUCUGGGAGAGCGACGCGCUCAUGCUCACCAACAGCAUCGUGCUCUGGCUGCUGACCGUGUACCUCGUGGCGCUGCAGCUCGUGUUUCUGCGACAAAGCGUCGUCUGCAGCGUGCCCGUCUACAUGUCCAAGACCGUCGUCGACCUCGCGAUCCUCAUUGUGAGCUUUUACGGCAACCACAACCUCCAGACGCUGACGACGUACUUGUACAAGCGGCCGAGUGCCGAGACGCCCGUGUACUACAAGUGGCUCGGCCCCGCGCAGCUCGCAUCGGUGGUCGGUAUCAUGACCGGUCCGCUCAUCCAGAUGUGGUUCAACCCGCGACUGGUGACGCAAACGUGGCUGCUUCUUACCUUUAGCAUCGUCAACUGGGUUCUGGUCUUUGUACUCGAAGCGUUUGUGUUUCCAGAAAUGAGCAAGACCGUGCCAGGCCCGUGUGGGUACGCGACGUCGAGCAACUGCUUUAGCUUUGAUGCGAUCUACCGCACGUACUAUCUCUCAGGUAUCGCGUCCGGUGGCGUCGUCUUGGUUGCGAUUCUCUGCGUCUACGCGCACACGGCGUACGCUGCCAGAGUGCACAAGUCCUACGUCGUGCCGUCCACCAACUCGGUGCUCCAGUACCUUGAGAUCACCGACUUUUCCAGCAUCCUCACGUCGCCGUACAGUCUCCUCGUGGCGACCGACGACGGCGCCGUGGGCAUCGACAACGGCGUCCUCUUGGUGAAAAACAUGCUCCAAGUCUCGGACGCGGUGCUCACGCGCACAUCGAACGUCCAGUACGAGCUCGUCUACCGCUUCAUUCCGACGGCGUUGCUGCGGACGAUCUUUAGCCGCGCGAUCGGCACCAUUCGCAUCGUCUCGAUCGAGAAAAAUCGGAUUUUGCACCACUCGAGCUACAAGUACUUGCACGAAAUGGCCUUGAACCAGCGCGAGUACUCGCCCUACUACGCGUGACGUAGCGAGAACUGGAUUGUGUUGCAGCGAACACCCCAUAGUACAGUUGUAGAAUUAAAGAAUUGCGUGUGUUUACCA